Messenger RNA from Anthostomella pinea, 1143 nucleotides. NCBI's taxonomy places the organism in Eukaryota, Fungi, Ascomycota, Sordariomycetes, Xylariales, Xylariaceae. The record is from the annotation of a GenBank genome assembly.
AUGGAGCAAGCACAGCUAGAGCCCAGCGUCCGCCUCCCCUGGGAGAAGCCGAACCCGCCUAAGAGGCGCCCGACUUUCUCGAAGCGUCCCAGCAUGGGCACGAGGAUGCCCAGCGUCGCCAUGUCUAUCGAGCAGCGGCGGGUCCGGCUGCUCAACUUCCUCCCGCUGAACGUCAAGAACCACAUCGUGGCCGUCGCCAGCGAGUUCGCCGGCACCUUCAUGUUCCUGCUAUUCGCCUUUGGCGGCACCAACGCCGUCAACACGGCCCCCGACGAGGGCCAGCCCCAGAACCUCGCUGCCAACCCGUCCAAGCUCAUGUUCAUCAGCUUGUGCUUCGGCAUGAGUCUCGCGGUCAACGCUUGGGUCUUCUUUCGAAUCAGUGGUGGUCUCUUCAACCCCGCCGUGACACUAGGCAUGAUGAUUAUUGGUGCUGUCGGCUAUCUGAGGGGUGUGCUGAUCGUCAUCAGCCAGAUCGCUGGUGGCAUUGCCGCUGCUGCUGUGAUCUCGGGCAUCCAGCCUGGCGACCUGAAAAUUGCGACGUCCUUGGGAGGUGGCACAUCGGUUGUCCAGGGACUUUUCACCGAGAUGUUUCUAACGGCCCAACUGGUCUUUACCAUCUUCAUGCUCGCGGCCGAAAAGCAUCGGGCUACGUUCAUUGCCCCCAUCGGUAUUGGCUUGUCGCUUUUCAUCGCUGAGUUGAUGGGCGUCUACUUCACGGGCGGCAGCCUCAACCCCGCGCGCUCCUUCGGCCCCGACGUCAUCGCCGGCCACUUCGAGUCGUACCACUGGAUCUACUGGGUCGGCCCCAUCCUGGGGUCGCUGCUGGCCUCGGCCUUCUACGUCACGAUCAAGGCGCUCGAGUACGAGACCGUCAACAUCGGGCAGGACCACCCGGGCGAAUCCGACGAGCUGAGCCGUACUGGUACCAACACUACGGCCAACACGGUCGCUAACAGCAAGGUCGGGCGGGACAGGACGGAUACGUAUGAGCACCCGGACCUGCAACGGGUUGCCUCGUCCACCGCCGGGCCGGCGGUGCGCAUUGAUACGGGUGAGGGGCAGGGUACAAGUGAGAGGGGUGAGAAGGCGGGGGGUCGGGGCCCGUAUUUUGGGGGACCGGACAUGGAGGCUGGACGGGGUUGA